Dibothriocephalus latus is the source of this 495-nucleotide messenger RNA. NCBI's taxonomy places the organism in Eukaryota, Metazoa, Platyhelminthes, Cestoda, Diphyllobothriidea, Diphyllobothriidae. The record is from the annotation of a GenBank genome assembly.
CCCUGGAAGCCACCGUCGAUGCGGAUACUCGUGGGUCACGGCUUAGGCGACGAAUGUCUGCCCACGUGCGCUGGACUUUCGAGUAGUAGCGCCCUCGUCGUGGCAGCAGCUCUGGCCACUGCACGGUGCACUCAACUGCAAAUUGAUCCGUUUACACUAGCAGAGCUGUGUGCCAAAUGUGAACGCUUGAUCGGUACUCAGGGCGGUGGAAUGGACCAAGCGGCCUGCCUACUCGCCAGUGAAUCACCCAUAUUCAUUGAGUUCACAAAACCGAAACUCACAGUGGUGCCAGUGGCUGUUCCACCCGGUGGUUCCUUUGUGAUUGUUGACUCCGGCGUUCGUCUUCACAAGGCGGCAUCUCCGUUGUUCAACCAGCGAGUCAGCGAAUGUCGACAAGCUGUGAAGGUUAGCUUACUUACUGCAACUUUCCCCGCUCUUGAAGAAACCACAGCGUGCCCAACUAUGUGCGGAUACAGAGGGAGCCCUACGGUUUAG